Molecule: messenger RNA, 702 nt
Organism: Emiliania huxleyi CCMP1516
Lineage: Eukaryota; Haptophyta; Isochrysidales; Noelaerhabdaceae
Exons: 3
Coding region: 1-702 (233 amino acids)
Biological process (GO): alanyl-tRNA aminoacylation; regulation of translational fidelity
Molecular function (GO): ATP binding; alanine-tRNA ligase activity; Ser-tRNA(Ala) deacylase activity
Source: RefSeq, a predicted model, not a curated record
AUGCCUGGCCACAGCAUCUUCCUCCUCGACGAGCUCAUCGGCGUGGCGUCGGGUGGGAGGCCGGUGUCUCUCCAAAAGCUGCACGUCAGUCAACCCUCGAACUUCAAGGCUCCCACGAAGGCCCCUGCCGCGACCGUCAAGCAGUCGGCGCCGCCAGGUGGCGCGCCAGUCGCCGCCGGCGGAGGUGGCGGCGCGCUGCCUGCGACCAAACUGCUCUACCAGGCGGACACGUACCUCUUCACGGCCGAGGCGACUGUGCUGGAGGUGGGCGAGAAGGCGGGCGGCGGCGGGUGGGCCGUAGUGCUGGAUGAAACCUGCUUCCACGCGCAGGGCGGCGGGCAGCCGGCCGACACGGGUACGCUCACCCGGGCCGGCGGCGGCGCCGCGUGGGCCGUGCGCAUGGUCAAGAAGGACGGCGAGGGCGUCGUGAGGCACGACGGCGAGCCAGGCGGUCCAGCGCCCGACUUUGGAGCAGGAGACACUGUGUCGCUGGCGGUGGACGAGCCGCCGAGGAGGCGCCGCGCGUACGUCGAGUACGAGGGCAAGCUCGAGGCGAGCGAGCGAGAGGCGCUGCUGCCGAAGCUGCAGGCGGCCGACCGGCCAUCCACACACCGCCGCUUCCCGGAAGGCGCCGUCAAGGUCGAGGCCGUCAAGGGGAAGGGCAAGGUGACGCGGAUUUCGUACACCGUGCUCGAUGGGUAA